UAAAAAGACAUUCUAUCGCUUAUCUUAUCGUUGGUUUUUUAAAAUUACAAUGUAUUUUUAAUGAAAAUUAAUUGAUUAGUAGCCAUUUGCUGUUCCUGUUUUGUGCCGAUUAAACUGGUCUGUCCGUUUUGUUGAAUGUGUUAAGAAUUAUUGAUUUUACUUUAAAUAAAAGAAUUUAAGAAAAUGUCUGCCGAACAAAUGAACGAAAACGUGACAUCGAUCACCGAUCUGAGUCCCACAUGUAUGGAAUCUGUCAACAGAUUUUCCAAAUUACCCAUGGUUGAUUGCACGAUUAAAACGGCUACUAGCCUUUACGAAAAAGUAAAAGAUUACAACAGCGUCACGAACUGGACCUUCUCAACAGCCGAAAGCACCGUAAACAAAGCCGUAGAAGUUGGAAAACCCAUCGCUACGCCAGUCAUCAAGAACUUCGAAGGCCCCAUUAAGAAAGUGGACAGCGUUUUGUGUUCGGGAUUGGACUACAUCGAAACCACGGUGCCCGCUGUAAAACUACCACCGGCUCAGAUUUACAAUUCCACCAGAAACUACGUCACGACGAACGUUUCUCCGGCGUACGAAUCGGCCAAAACCAUGGCGGAGCCCGCUGUUAAAACCGCCAUGGAUUUCGUCGAGCCGGUCUACGAAAGGGCCAAAUCCGCCGUCGAACCCGCCGUCGAAAGGGCCAAGACCAUCGUGGAGCCUUUGGUGCAACCAGCUUUGGACAAAGCUAACGCCAUUAAAGACAACGUCAUGCAUAAAGUCGAGGAAAUCUUGAACCAAGGGCACAACCACGAAGAAUUUCUUGUUGCAGGGCAAGUACUGGAAUGCGAAGAAUGCCAGGAGAUUCGCAAGAAAGCCGAGGAAGACAGGCACACUCAGUCGCAUUCGCACGAGUAAAUCAUAAUUAUUUUUGUCCUGUACCUAUUCAUUUCGGUGUUUUUGUUUUCUUUUUAAUAUUAUGCCAAUUUUAGUAAGACUGUUUAUAAUAAUUGUAUAGGAGGUAAUAAUGUUAUUUGUAUAGAAAUAGUAGGUAAAUCAUUAAAAAUCUGAUUAUAAUGUAAUUGUAUUUAAGGUAAGAAUUAAUUUUAUAUAAAUAAAUUUUCUAGUUAUAAA
This is a messenger RNA of Phyllotreta striolata, 1113 nucleotides long. Lineage: Eukaryota; Metazoa; Arthropoda; Insecta; Coleoptera; Chrysomelidae. The record is from the annotation of a GenBank genome assembly.